Molecule: messenger RNA, 1521 nt
Organism: Drepanopeziza brunnea f. sp. 'multigermtubi' MB_m1
Lineage: Eukaryota; Fungi; Ascomycota; Leotiomycetes; Helotiales; Drepanopezizaceae
Biological process (GO): intracellular mRNA localization
Cellular component (GO): ribonucleoprotein complex; endoplasmic reticulum; nuclear outer membrane-endoplasmic reticulum membrane network
Molecular function (GO): mRNA binding
Source: RefSeq, a predicted model, not a curated record
AUGGCCGAACUCGCAACACCCUCCGGCGCAGCCAUGUUCGACGCUGGUGGUGCGAAGAAGGAACACAAGAAGCCCGAGAAGCCAGACGAGGAGGCAUACAAGGCCGCCCUCAAGAAAGCGGAGAAGGAGUAUGCAGACAGUAUGGCCAAGCUGAACGCUGUCAAGGCCAAAUUGGAUAUCGCAUUGCCCACCUCAAAAGACUCGCCCGCCGCGAAGCGCCGUGCAGAUCUGCUGGCUCAACUGAGGGAGAUCAUAGAAAAGCAAGGUGCAGGAAAGGCUGGUCGCAACAAAAUUUUUGAGGAGAUGAGGAAUGAGGAGGCCAAGAUGAAGGAUCUGGUUGCUCAGCAGAAGGCUGCGCGCAGCCGGGUUGCCUUCAAGAGCGUUGAGGAUCUUGACCGCGAGAUAGCCAGAAUCGAGAAGCAAGUCGAUGGUGGAAUGAUGAAGCUCGUUGACGAGAAGAAGGCCUUAGCCGAGCUCUCUAACUUGCGCAAGCAGCGCAAGGGAUUUGCCGGUUUCGAUGAUGCUCAAAGGCAGAUUGACGAGAAGAAGGCCGCCGUGAAAAAGCUCAAAGACACCCUUGAUGACCCCGAGUCCAAGGCUCUGUCCGAAAAGUUCACCAAGAUCCAAAGCGAAUUGGACUCGAUCAAAGCCGAGCAAGACGAGGCAUACAAAGGCAUCAACAGCCUGCGCGCCGAACGUCAGAGACUCCAAGAUGAGCAACAACUCAAGUACCUCGCGAUCAAAGCCACGAAGGACGCCUACUACCAAGCAGACCGUGCUGCUCAAAAAUACGAAUAUGAGGCCCGUCAAAGAGCCAGAGAGCGCAAGAAGGCCGAAAACGAGAAGUUCCAGCAAGAGAAGAAAAAGGAGCGAGCGCAAAAAAUGCUUGAAGAGGCCAGCGACAAGGCUUACCUUGACGAGAUCCGCCGUGCCGAGUCUCUACUCCGUUUCCUCGACCCGUCCUAUUCCGCCGAGAAGGCACCCCUGCAGGCACCUUCGAAGCACACCAUCACCGAUGUGAGAAAGGUUGACGACAGUGGGAUCAAGGGCUUCAAGGUUGUUCGAAAGGAGGAAGAGGAUUACUUCGCCGGUACUGGAGGCAAAAAGGGAAAGAAAAACAAGAAGGCCGCCGCUGCUGCAACUCCUGACACGCCUACUACCUCAGUCAGCAAGUACAGCUGCCCACCCGCCGUUAUGGAGGAUUGCGCCGCUAUGGGACUCGAGCCACCGAUGAGCGCUGCAGAAAUCCCAGAGGUUCGCGAGAAGGUCAAGGCCAAGUUGGAAUUCUGGAAAUCUGAUCAAGCUGCCCAAACCGAGAAGAACAUCGCAAAGGCUCGCAAGGAAUUAGAGCGUCUCGAAGCCGAGGAGGAGGAGGCCUCAUCUUCCACCCCAACAACUGACAGCAAGGUCGCCGCUUCCGCCUCAGAGGUUGUCGCCAACGAGAUCAACCUCGUGAAGAGCGCAGUCUCAGACGUGGUCGCUGACCUCAAGAACGCCACCAUCGGAGACAAGGCGGAGUAG